Coregonus sp. 'balchen' is the source of this 20324-nucleotide messenger RNA. The record is from the annotation of a GenBank genome assembly. NCBI's taxonomy places the organism in Eukaryota, Metazoa, Chordata, Actinopteri, Salmoniformes, Salmonidae.
AUGUUCCUCCUAUCUAUCUAUGCCUGCCUGCCUGCCUGCCUGCCUGCCUGCCUGCCUGCCAGCCUGCCUGCCUGCCUGCUACUGCCUAAAAACAAGGCAGUAGCAGCAAUGUUAACAUUUUUACUGUAUGAUCUAUUUCAGUCAGGGUCAAGCAGGGUCAAAAUGAAUAGAGAAUUAGAGAAAGUUCACUCAGCAAGCAGUAAUAGAAACCUGCUGUAUUUUUGGCCAAUAAAACCUAGAUGAAUUACCUUUGGGACUUUAAAAGCUUCCUCUCCUCUUAGUGUUAUCAGACUAGAUGGAACGCAGAACGUCCUCUCCCUUUACUUCUAUCAGAGAUAGUAACCCUAAGGUCAGACAACGGUUGUGUCCCAAAUGGCACCCUAUUCCCUAUUUAGUGCACUACUUUUGACUAGAGACCUAUGGGGCAGGCCCUGGUCAAAAGUAGUACACUAUAUAGGGAAUAGGGUUCCAUUUUGGAGUGGUCAUCAGGGCAGCAUCAGCCCCACUCAAAACUAACCCAGGAGUAUAUUGAGACAGUAGGCUUGAGGGAUCCUUCCCACACUAGAUACCUGUACAUGGUUUCCACAUCAGGAUAGACAUGACUAACUCCUGUACUUACUGCUUACUAUUUAUUUGAAGCAUGACUUACAUGAGUGGUCCUCUGUAGCUCAGCUGGUAGAGCACGGCGCUUGUAACGCCAAGGUAGUGGGUUCGAUCCCCGGGACCACCCAUACACAAAAAUGUAUGCACGCACGACUGUAAGUCGCUUUGGAUAAAAGCGUCUGCUAAAUGGCAUAUUAUUAUUAUUAUUAUGAGACUUACUCCACAAACAUCUUAGCAACUCUUGCCCCACAAAGAAAUACGUUUUAAUUCAACAGGAUGAUCAAAUUAAGAUCUGUAUGUUUGCAUCCCAAAUGGCACCCUAUUCCCUAUAUAGUGCAUCACUUUUGACCGAGGCCCUGGUCAAAAGUAGUGACCUAUCUAGGGAAUGGGAGUUUCUGGCUUUGUCUUGAAGAAUGAAUGAAUGGCUGUAAAAGAUAAUAGUGUUUUAUGACACAAUUCAUUCUGUUCCAAGGACAGUCAGUCAGGCACAAGUGCAGUUUUUCCUUUCACACGCUAGCCUACUAUCUAGUAAAACCUCCAAACCAGGCCAAACGUCCAGGUCAACUGUAGCCUAAAUAGUUACCCUCUGGGACCCUUUUCCCUAUUUAGUGUACUACUUUAUAGGGAAUAGGGUGUCAUUUGGGAUGCACAUAAAGACAGAAAUCUUGAAUCUGGGUCCAUUAGUCUUUUGCUUGUGUAGUUAAUUGCUUUAGGCGCCACUAAAGCAGUCAGGUUUUCAGAGUGCUAGCCCGGUGAGAGAGAGGGCGGCCUGAAGCCGGAUUUCUUAUUCGAUUAAUGGCUAACCUCCCUACCCCCCUAACAUCCCAUCUCUUCCCCGCUACAUUCAGAGAGCAAGUCAGGUUUUUCUUGGAAAGUGUACACUGGUACCUCAGUUCCUCACACUGCGCAGUCUGUCUCUCGGUGUGUAUCCUGACCAGGGAUAUCAAAGGCAUGUGAGCUCGGGUCAACCAGCUUCUCCUCUCCCUUUAGCCUCAAUCCCCAGCUUGACAUGUCAGACGUCACCUACCGUUCAAGAUGGGUGCUAGUCAGAACAGAGGCCAUUUAACCCCUACUGGUUAGGGUACUUUGUUGUUUCUGAUGUUAUCAACGUUGUGUAUGAAAUCUCUAUCUGUAUGGCUUACUGAAGGAGCCUCUGGAGAACAUGUGGGAGUAUGUAUGACCUAUACAUAUUGUAGUAAUGGGAUAAAGACACAUAAAGUACUGCAUUCAUUCUAGACCAAACAUGCCGUGAUAUUUCGAUUGCUCUCUGUCUCGUCUUCCUCUCUCUCACCCUCUCUUUCUCACUCUCUCUCUCUUCCUCUCUCUCCCUUGAUGCUAACCUAAUCUUCCAUAUACUGCACUCUCACACACACAGCAUGGAUAUCACAGCAGUGCUGUUACAACAUCUUUGUUUUGGGAUUUUGGAUGUUAUAUGAGGACAGUGUUAUGUGAUCUUUCUUUCCUGUCCUUUGAAGUAAGCCAUAGAGUCUACGCCUCCUUUAGUGCUGGGUUGGCUGCCAUCUGUCUCCCAGUUUGCAUAAUAGGGGUGCUGCUGGCAGCCAGGGUGUUCUUAAUACCAACGGUCCAACCAUCAACACUGCUUAUGUAACUGUGGAGGGAGUUGGCACAGGGCCUUAAUAGUCCCUGCAGCCCUUCCAUCCAUCUAUCCAGACCCCAAGUCAACAAAACACACACCUCCCUCUCCUCCCUCAUGUCAGUGGCUAAGAAUACAUAUUCUCAGAGACACUGUAUAUAAUAACGAGAUGGUCUUGUCUCCGCAAUAACAAUUGGAGUUGUUAUCGCAAAGGCGGAAAGGCAGGCGGUCUGCUUAUUAAGCCCAAUAAGCCCAUAGAUGCGCAUUGAAUAAUUCUCAAUUUCCGCGUGGACAGAUUGUGACGGGAGUAAACCCUCUCGCUUCGCCUCUUCUUCUCUGAUAUUUUCCAGCCAAACAAAGAGAGAGGAGACAUUUAGCGACCCCAAUUCAAAUUUUACACCCCUGUAGUGCAACAACAAUACCUUUGGGAGAUGUGUAGGCCUACUGUAUUCAGGAUAGGAAAUAAACCAGAUCAACACUAGAUUAGGUUAAUGUUAAAAUGUUAUGCAUUGUCAUAGGCCAUAUAAAUAUGGCACAACAAUUUAAAUGAUGUAUUUGGUUAUGUUGCAUAUCUUAAGGUGCAACAUCUAUGAGGUGUCUGUGUUUUGUCAGUGAGUUGAUACAGCAGUGAGCAGCAGUGGAAAAACAGGAUAAAGACCUUGUUGUAUGAUAUCCACCCAAGUGGCAUUCUCUGUCGGUGCUCUAAUCUCUUUCUAGGAAAUACCAGAGACCCCACUAUACUAUAGCAUUCCAGACUAGCCAAGAUUGCUCACUACUAAGUCAACAUAGCAUGUGUGAUCACUUAAUCACUUUUACUUCUAAUUCACAUUCUGGUAUUCCCUAUUAUUCCUGACAUUUUUUCUAUGUGAGUAAUAAUAAUAAUAUGAAUACAGUUAAUUUAUAACACAGUUUUCAUUAAAAAAACAAUCCCAAAGUGCUACGUAAUUAAACAAUAGGAGUUAAUUGGAUACAGGUUUUGGAUGAGUCAACAUAAUAAUAAUCAAUCCGUAAUCAGUGUCACGCCCUGGCUCUAGGGACUCUUUUAUGUUGAGCCAGGGUGUGUAGAGUCUAUGUUUUGUGCUCUUUGUUUUCCAUUCUAGGUCUUGUAUUUCUAUGUUGGCCAGAGUGGUUCCCAAUCAGAGGCAACGAGUGUCAGCUGUUGCUGGUUGUCUCUGAUUGGGAACCAUAUUUAAACAGUCUGUUUUCCCUCAGUGUUUGUGGGAUCUUGUUCCGUGUUUCCUGUGUAGGUUUGUAUUCGCACUUUUGGACGUCACGUAUCGUUUUUGUUGUUUUGUUCGUGUAAACAUUUAAAUAAAUAUAAGUAUGUUUGCAUUCAACGCUGCGCAUUGGUCCUCUGUUCCCGACGAUCGUGACAGAAGAUCCCACCAAAACUGGACCAAGCAGCGUGUCCAGGAGCCAUCGCCAGGGGAAUCGCUAGCGGAUCUCCGUGGCAACCUCGACUGGGUCAAGCCUAGUGAAGAGCAGAGAGGGUGGACUUGGGAGCAGUGGAGGAAGAGUCUCGACUGGGUCAAGCCAUGUGAGGAGGAGAGAGGCUGGAGUUGGAAGCAGAAGAGCGAGAGUUGGGCGAGAACUAUAGAGGCCUGGCCCACUGGGAGGAGAGACCCCCAGAAAUUUUUUAGGGGGGGGCUCACGCCGUGGACGACGGGGCAGCAGGAGGCCGCGAUGGAGCGGUCCAGCGGGUUUGCAGAGGAGGCCGCCAGGUUAAGGGGGCCACUGGUCACAGAGGAGAGGGAAAGUGUGGAGGCACGGCGAGAGGUACUGGGGUGUGUUACCAGUCCGGUCCGGCCCGUUCCUGAUCCCUGCAUAGGGCCAGUGGUGUGUGUCCCCAGUACGGUCCGGCCUGUUCCUGUUCCUCGCAUCGAGCCUGUGGUGCGUGUCGUCAGCCCGGCCCGGCCUGUUCCUGCUCCCCGCACCGAGCCUAUGGUGCGCGUCGCCAGCCCGGCCUGUUCCUGCUCCCCGCACCAAGCCUAUGGUGCGCGUCGCCAGCCCGGCCCGGCCUGUUCCUGCUCCCCGCACCGGGCCUAUGGUGCACGUCGCCAGCCCGGUCCGGCCUGUUCCUGCUCCCCGCACCAAGCCGAUGGUGCGCGUCGCCAGUCCGGCCCGGUCUGUUCCUGCUCCCCGCACCGAGCCUAUGGUGCGCGUCGCCAGCCCGGCCCGGCCUGUUCCUGCUCCCCGCACCGAGCCUAUGGUGCGCGUCGCCAGCCCGAUCCGGCCUGUUCCUGCUCCCCGCCGAUGGUGCGCGUCGCCAGUCCGGCCCGGUCUGUUCCUGCUCCCCGCACCAAGUCAGUGGUGCGCGUCGCCAGCCCGGCCCGGUCCAUUCCUGCUCUCCGCACCAAGUCAGUGGUGCGCUUCGUCAGCCCGGCUCGGCCUGUUCCUGCUCCCCACACCAAGCCAGUGGUGUGCGUCGUCAGUCCGACACGGCCCGUGCCUGUUCCACCGGUGCCUGGUCCGGUACCGGUCAGCUGCUCCACGUCGGAGCUAGAGCAAUCCGCUCCACCAGUGUUCAGUCCAGCUCCGGCCAGCAGGGCCAGACCGGACCAGGGGUACUGUGGGGGGUUAGAGAGGGAGUGGGGAUCAUGCCCAGAGCCGGAUCCGCCGCCAAGGCCCGGUCCCUCCCCCGCCGCCAACACCCGGUCCCUCCCCUGUGGUGUUCUGUUGGCGCGGUCGGAGUCCGCGCCUUUGGGGGGGGGUACUGUCACGCCCUGGCUCUAGGGACUCUUUUAUGUUGAGCCAGGGUGUGUAGAGUCUAUGUUUUGUGCUCUUUGUUUUCCAUUCUAGGUCUUGUAUUUCUAUGUUGGCCAGAGUGGUUCCCAAUCAGAGGCAACGAGUGUCAGCUGUUGCUGGUUGUCUCUGAUUGGGAACCAUAUUUAAACAGUUUGUUUUCCCUCAGUGUUUGUGGGAUCUUGUUCCGUGUUUCCUGUGUAGGUUUGUGUUCGCACUUUUGGACGUCACGUAUCGUUUUUGUUGUUUUGUUCGUGUAAACAUUUAAAUAAAUAUAAGUAUGUUUGCAUUCAAUGCUGCGCAUUGGUCCUCUGUUCCCGACGAUCGUGACAAUCAGGCACGUUACAGAAUGCGUUUGGAAGCUAGCAGCACAUUUCUGCAGGCUCUUGCAUGCUUUAGUUCAGGAAUGCCUGAAUAAGACAUUGGCUCUUCCAGGAAAGCUUCUGAAGUUUCCUAAAUCUCUGUAUUCUUUAUUUUAAUGUGUUGUGCUUGCCAUGUGGUAUAGUGAGUGAGCUCUCUAGUAAACACAGUUGUUUAAGGAGCUGUCAGGGCAUCCAAGUGGAUAGGCUGUUAGCCAUGAGGCUAAAUGCACGUACACACCACAAUGGGCUGUACUGCAGAGUGGUCUUCAAGAUAAACAGGCCAGUCAGGUUGUCAGUCUUCAAUCAACAGGAGAUACAUGGCCCUCUGCUCUGGGGUUCUGAUUAAACACACGUGUCCUAACACAGAUACACAGAUGUAUGCGCACACAAGCGAAGGCGCAUGUACACAGACUUAUGCAGCUGCAACUUAAUGACAGUCUGUACCAUGCAGUGGGUCUCAUCUGUAUGAAAACAGAGGCAGGGGAAGCACCCAAUCAGAUCAGUGGGAUCAUUAUUUAAUCUGAUCACAGUUUACUCAGAAUUUACCUUCAAGGACACUGUCUCCCAUCAAUUACUGUAAUCCUAGAAUGUAUCACCUGUAGUCGCAUCAUACUCCUGUCACUGUUAUACCAAUUCUCCACAUAGAUACAUACAAAAUAAUUGGUCAAAAGUCCUAUGUGGUCUGUGUUGAAAACAGAGGCACCAUGUUGGAAUCGAUGUUCUAGUUUAAUUAGUGUUUGGCAGUUGAUGGACGUCGGUCGGUGUGGGAACAGGGACAGCUUUUUUGGGGCACCCCUUGCGUGCCUUGCUCUCUGAGAUUCUGAGAUAGUGUGCUCCCAGUGUUGAUAGGGUGCCAUUUGGGACGCACACCCUAUUUCAUAUAUAGUGCACUACCUUUGACCAGGGCCUUGGUUAAAAGUAGUGCACUAUAAAGGGAAUAAGGUGCCAUUUGGGAGGCAGACAGGACCUGGUAACAUGAGUGGCAGCCCCCUUCUCUAAAGGGGAGGGAGGAGUCGUGGUCAGUCAAUUGUAAACAUAAACAUACCGUCAGUGUUUUUCCCAGAACAGCCUCAAUGCAGGAUUCAUGGUUGUAGAAGUCUAGAGGUCUCUCAAGGGUUUUCCAAACAGCUAUCCACCCACUGCAGCCUCCCGGCAGCACUACUUCACUAGAGACUCAAUCAAACCAUUCAUACACCUUUAAAAUGAAGUGCUUUGUAACACUAAAACUAGUGGCAACUGAGCUGCCACCACCUUAAAGGAGACAAAACCUUAACUUUGCUGGAGUAUUUAUUGAAACACGUGGUUGUCAGGGUAUUGGGACAGAUUUAAGAUGUAUUCAAACAUUCAACCUGAGGUGUUCUGAAAUAUGACAUGUUGUGUUGUAACACCACAUAAUCAAGAGUUGUGCAACACCUUGCCAGAGACUGGGAGCACUAACCUGGAAAAGGUUGAAAACACUAUCAUGGUUUUGAGAGUCCUGUCUAGUGCAGAAUUAGAUCCCUUUUUCUGCAGUUUCCAAAUACUGUAAGUGGGAGUCCCCCCUCUUAUUAUAUAUUCCCUGCUCUUAUAUGGUGUACUGAUAAACUCCUCAUCGGUAAUUCCAAAAGGUCAAACGUACAGUAAGUAUUAUGUUCAAACAAAGCACACAAAAAUACAAAAGUUGGUCCAGGAUAAUAAUUAAUGAGUACAACAUUACUUUUUCAAGACAUGAUUGAAGCUUCAAAAGGUGUAUUUUAUUUGCAAAUUAUCAAAUGACAAAACAUGAAAAAUUUUAUAUUGAUAAAGUAAGACAGUUCAAAAAUCUGUAAAAUAUUUAUCAUAUUAUUCCUCAAAUUCAACUGAUAUGGCAUUAUAUUUAAUGUCCAUUAAAAAAAAAAUCUGCCAAUGACUGCUAAUGUUAGCAGUAGCACACAUACAAAACUUGUACAAAAGUUCAGCCUAGGGCUCAAUGCGAUCCAUCGUUCAUCCAUUAUGCUAAUGUUUCUGACCCGAGUGUUUAUAUUCAGAUGAUGGUGAAUGGCAUGGAAGGUUGUUCAGAUGAAUUGAAUCACAAUACAGUUGAGUUAGAUGAUAUGAUUGACAGUUGACCGUUCAGUUGGCAUUAGUCUUCAUUGGCUUUAAUUAGGAUUGGCCAGCCAGUGGAUAGAAUAAGUGAUUAAGCUAUGCAAAUAUAGCAACAACAUAACAAUAUUAAUGUCAAAAGUGGGAUGCAAUAACAUGUGUUGUGGUAGGCCAAAGCUAGAGCAGGCUAAAAUGUCAGUGGCUAUGUAGUGUAGCAUGUAGGGUAUAGAUCAAAGAGUAGAUCAAACUCAAAUCUAGUAGGCAAACAAGCCAGCAGUAUUAACUAAAAAGCAGGCCUUAAUUUGCAUAAAACACAAGUGCACGAAAGGUGCAAACAAUGACGUGUCAAUUAACAACUUCAUGUAGCAUCAAGAAAACUAAUCAAUGAAUCAAAAGGACUGUUUUACUUGGACUAUUAGCAUUAGCAGCCGAAAUGCUACACAAAACAAAUGUUCUUAUUGAGUGAAUUCCUUUUCGGUUUCUUUCUUCAAUGUGAUAACAUUGUAUACUCACGUUUUCAUUGACACAUACUUCUUAGAUUUUUUUGGGACAGUUCAUCUGAGCAUUUGGUGUGCUCUCACCUGUCUGAGUUCGUGAACGAUUCGAAUACAGAGGCGCCCGCAAACUUGCCUGUUUUUAUACUUGACCAUAGAGUUUGCUGGAGGGCACACCUGCCACAAAUGCCGUCUCUCCACCUCCAGACUGGGGGAAUUCUGAACAGUACGUCAGCACAAUGUUUGAAGUUCACAUUUUGCCUUUAAUCUAAACAUUUGGCUUCUGAUAUGUUAAGUUCCUCACAUGGUGUGUGGUUGAGUGGGUAAAAUUCCAAAUAAAUUUGGCAUCUUGCUUCCCCAACUGUCAGGGGUUAAAUUCCUGCUUCCGCCUGUCCAACUUUAACUCCUUCUCUGUCUCCUUCUGUUUCUAAUCUGUCUAAACAAAACACAGAAAAAAUAUAGGUUGAAUUUCACAAAGUCCAUGUUAAGUCUAAUUAUCUGAAGUCUGAAUGUGCUCAGCAUAACAAAGGUGGUUCACCACAACAGUUUAGCCCUGAAGACUGGCUGAGUGGACUAAGGGAGUGUGUUGACAAGCAGGACACCUGGGUUCAGGGAGGCAGGGAGCCUAGCGGUUAAGAGUGUUGGGCCAGUAACAGACAGGUUGCUGGUUUGAAUCCCAGAGCCGACCAGGUGAAAAAUGUGACCCUGAGCAAUGCCCUAAUCGCUCUGGAUGAGAGCAUCUGCUAAAUUACUAAAAUGUUCACAUCCACCUUCUCACAUGAAUACCAGUGAUGAAGGCCCACCUCAUGUUACCUCUGCUAUAACCUACAUAGUCCUAAGCAUUUUGAUUGUAACAUUAUUUAUAAUAUCACAAAGUUGCCUGGCAGCUGUAGCUUAUAAUUAGUGCCAAAGUCUGCUCUAAGAACAUUAUUCAAUUCCCAGUGUUUUCUUAAAAAUAUUGACUGAAAAUUAAAUCAUUAUUUAUAAUCAAUCAAUAUUUAUGCUAUAAACCAUUUGCAAUUUAAAACCAUUUGAUUAUAUGAGAGACACGGACUGCUAAAACAUUAUUUUUGUGUUUUGUUGCUGCCUUUUAAAUGCACUGAAACACCAAAAAGUACUUCCAUUCUGUUUUGAAAUACAUUCAGUGUAUCAUUACAUUGGGUUUACAUUCAAACACCCUCCAAAAACAUCAGAUCUCAGCUUAGGUGCACUACUUUUCAUGGUUUCAGUACACAAUGAUGGUGUUUUGAGUCUUUCUAUUUUAACAGUGUACCACAAAAAUGGCUUUAUUCACCCACCUACCCACCGUGAUUACACUGGAUUUGGUUCAAUUUCUCACAGCUUUUGGAAACCUCCUUUUAAAAUGUGUAGAAAUCACAGUUCAAGUUUCUAUGGAAAAAUAUGAUUGUAACACUGGAAUCUGGUUCAGCAAGAUGAACGACCAACUUGGGGUUUUUCACAGAAAAGCGUAUUAGUGCGGUAAAAUAACUCUGUCAGUGGUUCUGUUUUUUCUCUUCAUUUAGAACACACACAUUUUCAUAUUUUUCAACACAGCUUGAUAAGCUUAUUAAUUCUGUAUUGAGUCUUGAUAAUAAACUAUAGUCACAAAGUCAGGCCUGAGGGAUGGGGUGUGUUGUGUUUGUUCCCUGCAAUAUGCUCUGCCAAUAGAAUGGAAUUCUGACUGUGUAUGUAAUCAUUCUAGAAUAUACCUAUGUUUUGUUCCGUGCAGACGCGUAAGCUGACCAAAGUGGAGCGGCAGAGGUUCAGCGAGGAGGUUGAGAUGCUGAAGGGUCUGCAGCACCCAAACAUCGUCCGCUUCUAUGACUCCUGGAAGGACAACUCCAAGGGCCUCAAGUGCAUCCUUCUGGUCACCGAGCUCAUGACUUCAGGCACCCUCAAAACGUGAGCUUGUCCUUCCUGCCCCAACCUGGCCCCAAUCCACGUUGUAGUAGAGGAGACUGUUGUGCCUGUUUUGCCACAUUUCCUCUACACAUUCCUCCUUAGAAAUUCAUAGCAUUUUAAUAUUUUCUAUCUUUUAUCAUGAUCAUAGAAUCUUCAUAUAAAACAAGGAUUGAUAAAAUAGUUUUCCAUGUAAACUCAAAGAUGGGUUCCUGAUAGUCCUCUCUGGUCUGGCCUGUACUGUAGGUAAUGAAGGAGAACAGUUAGUAUAUGAACCUCUUUAGAUGACGCAUCCUAAUAGACUGUGUUUACCUGCAGGUACCUGAAGAGGUUCAAGGAGAUGAAGCUGAAGCUGCUGCAGCGCUGGAGCCGUCAGAUCCUGAAGGGGCUCCACUUCCUCCACACCCGCACCCCUCCCAUCAUCCACAGGGACCUCAAGUGUGACAACAUCUUCAUCACCGGCCCCACCGGCUCCGUCAAGAUAGGAGACCUGGGCCUGGCCACACUCAAAAGGGCCUCCUUCGCUAAAAGUGUCAUUGGUGAUCCUAUAAUUUAAUUUAGUUCAAUAUGUAAUUCUAUGUUGGUGAGUGUUUAAGGUCUGUUGUUGUCACUAUGGGGUUCACCCAACUGGGGUCAUCUAGUUUUAGGGAUUCAUUUCAAGUUUUAGUUUUUUCAAGUUUAGGGCCAUUGCCUUUGAGUGCCCUUUCUAGAUAUUCAUUAUUAUAUCACUCUGCCACAGAUUCCAACCCUAUGAUGCAUGUCCUGUGUAGUCAAAUGUCUGUCCCCUACAGAAGAUUUGUUUGUGUAAAUCUGUUUGUCGGUGUGUGUGUGUAUGUGUUCUUGUGACUGGUAUUUACUUGUCUCUCUCCUCUCCUCCAGGUACCCCAGAGUUCAUGGCUCCAGAGAUGUAUGAAGAGAAGUAUGAUGAGGCUGUGGAUGUGUAUGCCUUUGGGAUGUGUAUCCUGGAGAUGGCCACCUCAGAGUACCCCUACUCUGAGUGCCAGAAUGCAGCGCAGAUCUACCGUAAAGUCACCAGCGUAAGUGGGAAUAUAUGCAAUUAGGCAGACCCUUUUAUCCAAAGCGACUUACAGUAAGUAGUGCAUGUACACAUUUUCGUAUGGGUGGCCCCUGCGGGAAUCAAACUUAAAACCCCAGUGUUGCAAAUGCAAACGCCAUGCUCUACCAACUGAGCCACACAGGACCAUAAUCCCACACAGAGUGGGACUCUCCUCUCUCUAUGCAGUGUUCUUCAAUAGCGUAAUUGUACACACAUGUUUGCUUUCCUCCCCUUGCACAAUGGAAGAGACAAAAUAACCUUCUGGAUGUCCUGCAGAUGUAGGAUCUUAAUUUGGCCUGUAUUGUCGCAGCCAAAUAAUCCUUCAGCAACAGGAUUUUAACGUUUAGUCCAUAAUGUUGCUUGAUCGGUGGUUAGGCUAUUACCUGGUCAAAAUGAGGUUACAUGAAAAGUGGAAUACUGUUAAUUUAACCGUGUGUUGGUGUAGGUUUUCAGUUAAUUUAUGUAAAUCACAAAGCUCAUCUGCAUUUCCUGCAGCGCAGAACAAUUUGCAGGAACAAAAUAGUGAUCAAAUGAAGAUCCUACAUUUGUAGAUGUCUUGAUGAAGUCUUGAUGUUAAGACUCCACUCUCCAAAUUUUUGUUAAAAGUCCAAUGCAGCCGUUUUUAUCUCAAUAUCAAAUCCUUUCUGGGUAACAGUUAAGUACCUUACCAUGAUUGUUUUCCGUUAAAAUUGUAAAAAAUAAGAAACAAAAAUUGCUUCUUAGGAAAGAGCAAUUUUUCAAGCAAGAAUUUUGCUAGGACUCUGGGAGUGGUUUGAGUGGGGAGGGGAAAACUGAAAACGAACUGUUAUUGACAGAGGUUUGGAACUCUCUUUCUUAUUGGUCUAUUAACCAGGCAGGCCAAAAGUCCAUCUCACCAAAACAGGCUGAAAUUUCAGGCUAUCUUUUCAAACAGCUCUUACACUAAAAGGGCAUUAUCAUAAUUUUCACAAUUUCACAGUAUUAUUCCAACCUCAUAGUGUGGAAAUAUGUAUAAAACACAGGAAAAUCACGUUUUUGAUUGCACUGGGCCUUUAAUUAUAAGCUCAAUAUGCAUUACCAUGUUGUAGUGUUGUAGCAUUAUGCCGUCUCUCUUCUGACCCGCAAUUAUGACUCAUAAUAGAUUAUAUUUAACUCAGUGAUUCCGAGCUCGUUCUAUGCUUCUACUUUUGCAAAGAUCCAGACUAUUAGAAGCGGGGAUCUAUUAGAAGAAGGGGUUGGAACCUAAAUUAUUUUCCAAUCUUUUCAUUCUGAACAGGACCAUUAUUAUUUUCGUUCCAUUCCACUGUUCCGACCAGCAAAAUAAAGUGGGGAUAGAGCAAGAGAGGGUGGAGGAAGAGGCUUGGCUUGAAGCGCUGGGCAUCUUACCUACGGAGGAACGGCUUCAAUGGGGGCUCCUAUAGCUAGCUAGCUAACAGGCUUGUGUGUGCAGAGCGACACCAGAAUUAAAAACACGUCUUAGUUAGUAAAUCCAAUGUGAAAUGUAGCCUACACGCACACAGACUGCCAAAGAUGGCAGGCAAACACUGGAAUACGUUUCUGAGUGACAGAGUGAGGGCUUUGCAUUGGCGUUUUGUAGCAUUUUUUUGUGGGACUGGAAAAAAAAGCCUGGAACGUGAAAUAACAUUAUUAACCGGUUCCCAUGCUUUUAAAAUAACGGCUCUGUUCCGGAAUAGUAUAGAUCACUUUCGUUCCCGGUUCUGAUUCUGUUCCUAGAAAAAUGUAGUUAUUUUCCAGUUUUGGGUUCUGUUCCCUGAACUGGCGCAAACUCUGUGGCUACGUCUCAAAUGACACCCUAUUCCCUAAAUGGGCCCGGUCAAAGGUAGUGCACUGUAUAGGGAAUAGGGUGCCAUUUGGGCGCAUACUACUCUCAAAACCUUAUUAAAGUAAUCCAGAAGUAAGUAACUUGAUGAAAGGCCAAGCUUCUCCCUGACAGAGGUGUUUACUACUCAGAGAGGGAGUCAGUAAUGACAGGAACCUCCACAUUGAGAGCUGUGUUCUUGGGCUUUGGGCUGGAGCAUACAGGGUGGUGACGCCACAGUGGGUUUGGGCAGGCGAUGGUAGAAUUAUGUGUUUUGAAAAUGACGUCUGCCUUCUACACAAACAGCGCCUUUCUCUCUCUCUCUCUCUUUCUUGAGACGGACAGCAGAGCAAACAGAGCCUUUUAGAGGCUGUAGAGUGGGAGUGAGGGUGACAAUGCCAGAGAUCCAGUCUGAGAGAGUGUGUAUGGGUCAUAAGUGCAGGUUACUGUAGGCAUCUCUGAUCGGUCGCCACUCGACAUCCAUAAUGUCAAUGUUCCAUAAACAACUAAAAGGACCUACUCAGGGGAGUCUGGGGCCUUUACCUGGCAGAUUACCGCUGCUAGUCUGAACACGUUUUAAAUAUAAUGUCAUGUUUUAACAUAAUAAACUGUUAGAUUCACAAGCAGAGACAUUAUGACCACUGUGCAAGUAUGCAGUGCAUUAGAACAGAGUCAGAUCAAAAGAGAAUACUCAAUUGGUUUGCUUGCUUGUAUACUGUCUGUUCCUUUGUUAAAUUGAUAAGCCAUAGGGAUAUUGUAAUUAUAGUGGAGGCCAAUUGAAGGUCAGUGUCCUUUGUGGUCCUUUCUUGUUAUCAAGUGUUUGGAAGAGUUGAAGCGAUGUAGAGAAAAGGGUCCUUUACAAUCACAAUUAUCUCCAGAUAAUAGUGAUAUUCAGAGCAUUGAUGUUAUGUAACAUACUGUCACGCUGUGUAUGUUUCCAGAUAAUACAGUAUCUGAUGCAUUUACAAAGAGAACCCAUUGACUUGUUCCUACUUCAGGGAACAGUAUCAUCUCAUCCAGGCAUGAAAUGAGAAUAUCACACUCUUAGAUACAGUCCAUUCCUGCCAUCCAUAGUCUCACAGCUCAAUCUUCUGUCUCAGUAUAAAUAGGCUAUCAAGGAAAACACAGGCCUGUGUCUGCCCCUUGGCAAAUCACAAACUCAGAAGGCAAACAUAACAAGUCAACAUUGUUGCACAAUUACAACAAUGUAUACCAGCUAACCAACCAAACCAGACAACCUUUAUUUACCCAACGGUUUUAUUUUAAUGUUAGAAUAAACAUGGGGUAACAUUAGGACAGCUGUGAUGUUAACCUUGGCUGUUUAAAACACGAGGGGAUUUGCUCCAAUCUCUUAUCAGUGUUGUCUCAGGUAGAUUGAAACAGUUGCAGACCCAUAAUUCACUGCUCGCUGCGCUGCACCGGGGUGGGUGAUGAGAGACAGAGGUCUGCAUUCUUUUUGUAGCCACACUGCCCUUUAAAAGGACAACACUAACACGAACAGAAAAUAGACUCUUUGGUCUUUUCCAUUUCCAUUUCCAUGUCCCCCCCAUUCACUGUUGUGGGUUCACUCAUGAGGGAGGAAUGUCUGACAUGUUUCUGUCAGGCAACAUCUGAGAAAGGGUCACAGUAUGUGCAAUCUAUACAUUCCCCUAUGUUACUCCUAUGUCCCCUAGGUUACCAUAGGUUACCUUCCAUUUUAAACCAAGCAGGUAAAUAACCAAUGCUAACCAGAUUGCUUCUCCUCGCAGGGGAUGAAACCAGACAGUUUUUACAAAGUCAAGGUCCCAGAGCUCAAAGAGAUCAUCGAAGGAUGUAUCCGGAUGGACAAAGAUGAAAGGUAUUGGGCUAUUGGGCUUCUCAUAAUAUCCUUACAUUACAUAAAACAUGAGAUAUUACACAAAUGGUGAAAUGAAAUUCCAGUCGUUCUGCUAAGAAAACUAUAUAUCAAAUCCUUUGGUGUACAAUUAAUGUGUCAAAUUAAAAGGAAUUGAAUAGUUAUAUUAUUCCUUUACCUCAGGUACACCAUCCAGGAUCUGCUGGAGCACAUGUUCUUCCAGGAGAACAAUGGCGUCCAUGUUGAGUUGGCUGAGGAGGACGACAUGGUGAAGUCAGGCCUGAAGCUGUGGCUCCGCAUGGACUACACCAAGAAACUCCACGGGAAGUACAAGGACAACAACGCAAUCGAGUUCCUGUUCGAACUCUACAAGGACGUGCCAGAGGAGGUGGCGCAGGAGAUGGUGAGCAGCUCACGUUUCAAGUUGCAAGUUUAUUUACCAUAUUGCAUGUAAUACAUGCACUGUAAAUCUUACUCAGAGCAGAGCUCUCAGCAGAGCAUUGAAAACAGUAAGAAAGCCAUGAUAUUGGUAUACUGUAUCCACUCCCUUUGGUACCACUCAUGAGGUGAUAACUGUUUCAGUAAUAGGCCAUGUGGGAAAGCAAUAUGGCCUACCACUGGGUAUCUUCCCACAACACUUGAUCUUUGCAGUUACCUAACAUCAUGUCCUCUUUUACCUUUACUUCCCCUACAUUAAUGAUUAAAAGAAGAGUUUCCAGUUGUGGCUCUCACAAGCUAAGGACCGGUGGAAACAGCUAAGUGUAAUACUAUAGCUAUUAUGCAAGUAGAUAGUAGAAUCAGCUUACAUAUUGUUGGAGUGUCGGUGUUGUACACAUCCAUUCUUAUUUUUAGAGACAAACAAAAAAGUGACUCUUACAUAUCCAGACACUGUAUGUAUAGAUAGCAAACCAUGCAGUGGUGUUAAUGAGUACAGGAUGAGUUGAAGAAGGAAUAUCCUGUAUAGAUUCAGAUGAUAUAGAUAUCCUAUUUGCAACAGACCCCAACCAGCAACAUAGUUUAUGAUUUGAUUACAAUCAUGGACAUACACUGACAUAUGCUUAGGCUGCAGACAGCGUAGUGUGUUAAGGGCACAGGUCAGAGUUUAAUCAUCAGCGGUAGAAAUGUGAGAGGAGAGCGUGGCUCAGGAAGAUAGCAGAGGUCAGGGCUUUAAUAAUAUAAUGGCUGUCUCUCGGACGGGAUGCAUUACGAAACAGCUUCUCCUUGGUUGUGUCCCAAAUGGCACCCUAUUCCCUGUAUAGUGCACAACUUUUGACCAGGGCCCACACACUAGGGUGCCAUUUGGGACGUAGCACUUGUGUCCUCCAGCCCCUUUAGCAGAGGUCACUUUUAAUGAGAAGGACCCGGCCUGGCCACCAGCCACAAUUCCAUACCUGUUGCCUUUUCAUCAAGAUCCCAUAUAUUAUCAUCCAGAACAGGGUUUCCCAAAGUCGGUCCUGGGCCCCCCCCCGGGUGCACGUUUUUUACCCUAGCACUACACAGCUGAUUCAAAUAACCAACUCAUCAUCGAGCUUUGAUUAUUUGAAUCAGAUGUGUAGUGCUAACAGCGUAAUCUGACUAGGUGUUGAGCGAGGGUAUAGAGAGAGGAGGGAGGCAAAUGACCAACUUUCGUUACAUCCCAAAUGGCACCCUAUUCCCUAUAUCAGGGGUGUCAAACUCAUUCCACGGAGGGCCGAAUGUCUGCGGGUUUUUGUUUUAUCCUUUCAAUUAAGACCUAGACAAUCAGGUGAGGGGAGUUCCUUGCUAAUUAGUGACCUUAAUUCAUCAAUCAAGUACACGGGUGAAGCGAAAUCCCGCAGACACUCGGCCCUCCGUGGAAUGAGUUUGACACAUGUGCCCUAUAUAGUGCACUACCUUUGACCAGAGCCCUAUGGGCCCUGGUCAAAAGUAGUGCACUAUAUAGGAAAUAGGGUGCCAUUUGGGACGCAGCCCUUGUCCUCCUGGCCGAUCUGAGACUGGAACACUGUGUUCUGAGUGGGACAGGUUUGGAUGUAACACCAUCCUUUAAAGGCCUACUCUGUGAUUUACAGCUGUAUCUUUUACAUUGAUUCUUGAAGCAUAUCAAAGGGCCUCAGAUCAAAUCAAAAUCAAAUCAAAUGUUAUUGGUCACAUACACAUAUUUAGCAGACGUUAUUGUGGGUGUAGCAAAACGCUUGUGUUUCUAGCUCCAACAGUGUGGUAAUAUCUAACAAUUCACAACAACACACACAAUACACACAAAUCUAAAAGUAAAAGAAUGGAAUUAAGAAAUAUAUAAAUAUUAGGAUGAGCAAUGUCGGAGUGGCAUAGACUAAAGUACAGUAGAAUAGAAUACAGUAUAUACAUAUGAGAUGCGUAAAGCAAAAAUAUGUAAACAUUAUUAAAGUGACUAGUUUUCCAUGAUUAAAGUGGCCAUUGAGUUCAAGUCUAUGUAUAUAGGGCAGCAGCCUCUAAAGUGCAGGGUUGAGUAACCGGGUGGAAGCCGCUUAGUGAUGGCUAUUUAACAGUCUGAUGGCCUUGAAAUAGAAGCUGUUUAUCAGUCUCUCGGUCCCAGCUUUGAUGCACCUGUACUGACCUCGCCUUUUGGAUGAUAGCGGGGUGUACAGGCAGUGGCUCGGGUGGUUGUUGUCCUUGAUGAUCUUUUUGGCCUUCCUGUGACAUCGGGUGCUGUAGGUGUCCUGGAGGGCAGGUAGUUUGCCCCCGGUGAUGCGUUGGGAAGACCGCACCACGCAUCAGCCCCUACAUACAUAGACAGCAUCUGCUCAAUACAUAUUGAUUAUCUACACAGCAAAUUACAAGACUAGCGUUCUGUCCAGGGGGUGUACAGGUCUACUAUUUUUUAAUUUGAUCACUGUUGUCGCAGAUAAUUUUUCUGCGCAGCAGGAAAUGCAAACAUGUAGUGUAUUCAAGCUUUAAAAAGACUUCUAAAGUUUGUAAUUUUCCCUUUAAAUUGUCAGACAUCAACCCCUACAAAAAUUUAAAUUUAUUAUAAUCCACAUGUCCUGUUGCUGCAGGAUUAUUUUCCUGCUGUGAGAAACUGGUCAAAUUAAGAUAGCAUAUACAGUGGGGAAAAAAAAGUAUUUAGUCAGCCACCAAUUGUGCAAGUUCUUCCACUUAAAAAGAUGAGAGAGGCCUGUAAUUUUUAUCAUAGGUACACGUCAACUAUGACAGACAAAAUGAGCAAAAAAAAUCCAGAAAAUCACAUUGUAGGAUUUUUUAUGAAUUUAUUUGCAAAUUAUGGUGGAAAAUAAGUAUUUGGUCAAUAACAAAAGUUUCUCAAUACUUUGUUAUAUACCCUUUGUCGGCAAUGACACAGGUCAAACGUUUUCUGUAAGUCUUCACAAGGUUUUCACACACUGUUGCUGGUAUUUUGGCCCAUUCCUCCAUGCAGAUCUCCUCUAGAGCAGUGAUGUUUUGGGGCUGUCACUGGGCAACACGGACUUUCAACUCCAUCCAAAGAUUUUCUAUGGGGUUGAGAUCUGGAGACUGGCUAGGCCACUCCAGGACCUUGAAAUGCUUCUUACGAAGCCACUCCUUCGUUGCCCGGGUGGUGUGUUUGGGAUCAUUGUCAUGCUGAAAGACCCAGCCACGUUUCAUCUUCAAUGCCCUUGCUGAUGGAAGGAGGUUUUCACUCAAAAUCUCACGAUACAUGGCCCCAUUCAUUCUUUCCUUUAAACGGAUCAGUCGUCCUGGUCCCUUUGCAGAAAAACAGCCCCAAAGCAUGAUGUUUCCACCCCCAUGCUUCACAGUAGGUAUGGUGUUCUUUGGAUGCAACUCAGCAUUCUUUGUCCUCCAAACACGACGAGUUGAGUUUUUACCAAAAAGUUAUAUUUUGGUUUCAUCUGACCAUAUGACAUUCUCCCAAUCCUCUUCUGGAUCAUCCAAAUGCACUCUAGCAAACUUCAGACGGGCCUGGACAUGUACUGGCUUAAGCAGGGGGACACGUCUUGCACUGCAGGAUUUGAGUUCCUGGCGGCGUAGUGUGUUACUGAUGGUAGGCUUUGUUACUUUGGUCCCAGCUCUCUGCAGGUCAUUCACUAGGUCCCCCCGUGUGGUUCUGUGAUUUUUGCUCACCGUUCUUGUGAUCAUUUUGACCUCACGGUGUGAGAUCUUGCGUGGAGCCCCAGAUCGAGGGCGAUUAUCAGUGGUCUUGUAUGUCUUCCAUUUCCUAAUAAUUGCUCCCACAGUUGAUUUCUUCAAACCAAUUUGCUUACCUAUUGCAGAUUCAGCCUUCCCAGCCUGGUGCAGGUUUACAAUUUUGUUUCUGGUGUCCUUUGACAGCUCUUUGGUCUUUGCCAAAGUGGAGUUUGAAGUGUGACUGUUUGAGGUUGUGGACAGGUGUCUUUUAUACUGAUAACAAGUUCAAACAGGUGCCAUUAAUACAGGUAAUGAGUGGAGGACAGAGGAGCCUCUUAAAGAAGAAGUUACAGGUCUGUGAGAGCCAGAAAUCUUGCUUGUUUGUAGGUGACCAAAUACUUAUUUUCCACCAUAAUUUGCAAAUAAAUUCAUCAAAAAUCCUACAAUGUGAUUUUCUGGAUUUUUUUUUCUUAAUUUGUCUGUCAUAGUUGAUGUGUACCUAUGAUGAAAAUUACAGGCCUCCCUCAUCUUUUUAAGUGGGAGAACUUGCACAAUUGGUGGCUGACUAAAUACUUUUUUCCCCCACUGUAUGUGUACUUAAGUACACCAAGCUGUCUCAUGCUACAGAAACAGGAGGUAGGCUCCUUCCCUAUGAGCCUUUCUACAUUUACAUUUGAGUCAAUCAAGUACAAGGGUUGAGCAAAAACACACAGACACUCGUGCCUUGCUCAAGGGCACAUCAACAGAUUUUUCACCUAGUCGGUCAGGUUUUCAAACCAGCGACCUUUCAGUUACUGGCCCAGCGCUCUUAACCGCUAGGCUACUGACCACCCAUUGGCUCAGACAAGGCAUACACAGUCGUGAUGAGCUUGACGUCUUUUCAUUUCAUGAUGUACAGAUGUAGGAUCUUCAUUUUAUAACCCUGUUGCAGGAGAAUUUAAAACGUGUAGUGUAUUCAAGGUUUUAAAAGGCUUCUGAAGUUUUAAACUUCCACUUUGAAAUUUCAGACUUGAUUUUCCCUUACAAAAAAUGUAUCAACAUAACAUAAUCCACAUAAUAAUUCACAUUUCCUGUUGCUGCAGGAUUAUUUUCAUGCUGUAGCAAAUGGGCCGUGAAAUGUUCCCUGUUUGUCCCAGUAUUGUGCCCUGACUCUGCUAUGUCCCUUCCUUGUCUGUCUCCCAGGUGGUGCUGGGCUUCGUGUGCGAGGCCGACUUCAAGCUGGUGGCCAAGGCCAUCCGGUACCGUGUCAACGCCAUCAAGCGCCAGCGGGAGAAACUGCGCCGCCUCACAGAGAAGAAGAAGGAGGCCAUUGAGGAGGAGCCUGAGCCUGCACCGCAGCCGCCCUCCCCGAAAAUCAACAGGUCUCCAUCAACAUUGGAGACUCCUCAGAGCCCCAUCCUCGUCCCCACCCCGCCCCCCACCCUGGCCCAAAGCCAGGGUCACCCCCGCCCGAACCCUCUGACCCACACCCUGUCCCCCGUCAACAGCUCUCUGAGCAUCAACUUGGGCAUCAAUGCCAGCUUCAUCCCUGAACCAGAGGAACCAGAGGCAGACCAGCACCAGCACUUCCAGGUCCACCACACCAGCUGCUCCUCGGCCAACUGUGAGAACACUUAACUUAACCUUCAGCUGAUUUAGGCUGUGUUUGCGUCCCGAAUGGCACUGUAUUCCCUAUAUAGUGCACUACUUUUGACCAGGGCCCAUAGUAGCGCACUAUAUAGGGAAUGGAUAAGAGCGUCUGCUAAAAUUACUGAAAUGGAAAAAUGACUAAAAUGUAAUAGAGUGCCAUUUGGGAUGCAGAAUUAG